Molecule: messenger RNA, 1443 nt
Organism: Verruconis gallopava
Lineage: Eukaryota; Fungi; Ascomycota; Dothideomycetes; Venturiales; Sympoventuriaceae
Exons: 4
Coding region: 251-1336 (361 amino acids)
Source: RefSeq, a predicted model, not a curated record
AACGCCACUCACGUACCGUAUCAAAAACUUUGUUUGCGCUCGCCAUCUUGAAAUAACCUUGACUCGUAUAUUCCAGGGAGGAUCAGAGAUCUGAAUUGAAAAUAUCUGCGUUCGAAUCUCAAGAGUGCAUUUUUUGCUUACACGUCAGGGUAGUCAUUAUAUUUGAAAUAUUUUUUUUCUCCUGGGAUUUUCUUUCGAUUCAUCGUGCGGGAUUCUUGCUCCCGAAGCGGUCUUGGAGAAAUAAGAAAACAUGCCGACGGAACUGGAAGAACUCGUCGAGUUCCUACAUCACGGCAAUACGCAAAUACGUCAACUAGCUGCCGAGAACCUUGUGGGAUAUUCGACUGCUCAACCGGCGCUCUUUAAAAGCGGCCAAUUGACGCCAAUAAAGGAUCUCAAGCUAUUGGUCAAAGACUACACCCCCAUAGCAAAGAAUGCGCUGAUAAUGCUCAUCAAUCUGUCUGACGACCAAGAGGUCCUCAAGUUUCUGGCUACCGACGAUGAAUUCCUCGAGAGCCUAUUAUCGCGGAUAACAAACGCGAACGAGCCAAAUGCAAACGAGAUGUGCAUGCUGCUCGCCAACCUGGGAAAGCACGAAAGUUUGACCCGACUGCUGAAACUCGAGCGGGCGUUGCCGAAGACUAAGGGACUGUCUACGUCAAAGAACGCUUUGGACCAACUGAUGGACUGUUUCGUCAAGGGCGCGGACGGCUCGCUUAACAAGAACGCGGACUUUGACUACCUGUCCUACCUGUUCGCCGACGUCGCGAGCAAGCCGGAAGGCCGGGCGUACUUUGUGACGCCCAGAAAAGACGACGCCGACAUCAUCCCGCUGAGCAAGCUCACCGUCUUCACCGAGCACAAGUCCGACGUCCGGAGACGGGGGGUCGCUUCCACCAUCAAGAACGUGUGCUUCGACACGGACGCGCACGCCCGACUGAUGGCCUUCGACGGCGUCAACCUCCUCCCGUACAUACUGCUGCCCAUUAUGGGCUCGGAGGAGUACAGCGACGAGGACAUGGAGGGCAUGUUGGACGAUUUGCAGCUGCUGCCGCCGGACAAGACCCGGGAGAAGGACAUGGAGAUCUUGAAGACCCAUCUCGACACGAUCCUGCUACUGACGACGACGAGGGGUGGCAGGGACGUGCUCAGGAACAUAAAGCUGUAUCCAAUCAUCCGCGAAACACAUUUGCAUGUCGACGACGAGGGCGUUCGGGAAGGUUGCGAUAGGAUCGUGCAGGUCAUCGCUAGGGACGAGGCACCCGAGGGCGAGGAAGAAGCGAAGGCAAAGGAAGUGGAAGAGGAAAACGAAGACGAGAUGCUCGUGGAGGUAUGAUGUAAAUUUCUUACACAUGAACUAAACGAUUGCUGUACAGCAGAUAUUUGCAACAUGCACGAAACGAUCACGCUGAUGCAACUUGAGUGGUGAUCUUUCGCACCACA